CAAGUCUUGCCACAUUUGGAAAAACUAGCCAUUGUCUAAUUUGAAAUAUUGAAACAAUUUAUUGGAAUAACUUAAUUUAAAGUUCACCGGCGCAUUUGGGGGAAACGUUUUACCCUUUUAUGAAAUAUAUGGAAAUUGGAUAUUAACCAUUGUUAACAAUUAGCUGUACGAAGGGAAUUUAAAGAGUUAAAAAGUGCCUAUAUAACUCCAGUGGAUUAGCAUUGAUUUUAUGCGAGUGUGUGGUCUUGUGUUGUGGGGGAAACCAGAGAACCCGGACGAAACCCACUUGUCCAGCUUGGUGACCAUAAACCAAACUCCCAUGCGCCAAGGCCAGGAAUUGAACCCAGGUCGCCUAGGUAUAGCUGACCACUGGAGUUUACCAUUGUCCAAACAUUCUGGGAGCCAAUGUGAUCCCAGAUAACGCCAUGGAGGCCACUAGGUAAUAUGUCAGUUCCGCACUCGCAACAUACCACACCUCGUACAUCCGCUUCGCACGGAAGAAUAGUCACCCAGAACUCGGCACUGAGUGCGUCAUUACGGGAUCGAAGUUCUCAUCCUGUAGAACCAGAGCAGUCACCAAGAUCUUUGUCAGUGUCUUCACCUUCUGCUUUAGAUGUUGUAUCUACUCACACUAUUGUGUCUAAUGCUUCACCUAAUGCUUCUACCGAUUUUCAGAAAGAAUCAAGGGUUGAGAAUAAUUCUAGGAUCAAGUCUGAUUUGAACUUUGAUACUAAUAGGGAAAAGGAUAGUGAAAUUAAAUUGGACAAGGGCUCAUCUGAUGGUGUUCAUUUUGACUCUGCUUCUAUAACACAAGAGCACACACAAGAUCAUAUUGAUACUACACAAGAUUCUAGAUUAGAUUUACAAGAAACUGUAGAGACACCUAGAUCUAAUCGUUUUGAUUAUCAUUCCCUGAAAUCUAGAGGAGACAGUGUUAAUAGAGAGUCUUCAACAUAUAGUCAGAAAAAAUCUGUUUCUUCUGAUGAUAAACAACCACAUACUACUUUAGAUGUUAAAGAAACAAGUUGUAUAGUUAUAACUGAUACUGAAGGUGUUAAUGAUAGUGAUACUAAUAAUUACGAACACAAAAGACUAAAAUCUAGAAAUGCAGAUAAAACUGACAGAAAAACUAUAACCUCGCAUGCCUUGAAUGAAAAUAGUGUUACUAGAUAUUUGCAUGCCAAAACAAACACACGGGAAUUUGCACAACAAAACACUGGUUUGAGUUUGCAUUCACAAAAGACUAACGUUAAGCACCCUGAUUCUGUUGACAAAGAUGAGCAGCUAAAGCGUAUACCUCCCUUAGAUUUAAGCAACGUUUCUCCAGCACCUUAUAGUGACACUGACCUUGAUUCACCUAUCUUUCCUCAACAAAGUGAUCUUCCACAAGCUGGUCAGGAUUUGCACGUGCCUGAUCGGCAAAAUUCUUUAACUCCCUUUUCUUCUCAUGAUGUAACAGCUACUGGACGUAAAACAUAUGAGGUAGAAAGUCCAGUUCUGUCAAAAAAUAAACCACACAUAGUGUCUUCUAACAAUUUCAGACGUGACAGCGUUCAAGAUUUUGGUGACGAUACAUACAGAGAACGCCAGGCGAGUCCUGAAAAAGUCGAAGCCCGCAGAUCAGACUUAGCGGAUAAUUUAAACGUUCCCUACCCAUUUGACACUCAGGCACAAGCAGGCCAGACUAAUCGUAGUGACCUUCCCCCUUCCCCACCCGUCCAAACUACUCCACCUCCUAACAAAAAACCAGCCACAAGUCUUCACAGUAACAGUCAGGUAUAUGCUGUAACAAACCCUGAAAUCCAACGAGCACAAGGUGAAAGAGUACACACAGGCAAUUCAAAUCAUCGCAGUGAAGUAAGAUUCUCAGGUGGGCAAGAAAGAGGGGUACCUGAUAGCGAAAGAGAAUUAGUUGAAAGUAGAUUGCGAGAUCGUGCACCAACCCCAUACGCAAAGUCCCCUCAAAGAGAGGAGCUUCCACAGACCCCACCUGACUGGGAUCCUCCAAGGGAAUCUAGAGAGUUAUCAGCAGCAUCAAAGAAUUCUAGGGGUCGUUUGCCACCGCAACAUCCUCCUCUGGACACUCUUCAUACUCCUAAACCUGACAGUCGUGAACGAGCUGAUAACCAGUCUAUUAAACGUGUGUAUGUAGAAUCUCCUUCUUUCACAAGAGAAGAGGAGGAAGAGUAUCGCUUUGUGAGUAGUAGGCUUGACGAUAUUGACGAUAAAGGAAAGACAUUUAGAGAAAUGGAUAGCCAGAGAAGAGGUUAUGGUGGUGAUGAUAAUCACACAAACGGUUAUGCUGAUGCACGAAGUAGAAAGACUGAAAGUGAUUAUGAUAGACGGAGGACAGACAAUAACCGUUAUGAGGACAGAAUGGAUGAUAAGUAUGCAGAAAGAAAUAAAACCAGGUCAAUUAAGGAUGAUAGAGAAAGAUAUGAAGAUAGAUCAAAUGAAAUGAAUGGAUACGGAGAUUAUAGAGACAGAGACAGGAAUCCUCAUUAUGAUACUGGUUCACAAUAUAAAGCUAGUGAUAGAGAAGAUCGGUAUGACCGACUUAGGAAUGAAAGGGAAGAAUAUGAUCGGGAACCAAGGCGAGAGGAUGAAAGCAAUAUCAGAUACAAAAAGGAAAAUACUGCAACUGAUGAUCAGGAUUUGAGACUUGAAGAGGAAUACCAGAAAGACUUGAAGAGCAGAAUUGAUAAAAAUAAGGUUAAAGACAUUGAACAACCAAGGUAUGCUAGAAGAGACAGUUAUGAAAAGGAGAAUGAGUUUCCAAGAGAUUCAUUAGAAUACACUGAUGAUAGAAAUAACGCAAGAGGUGGGUAUGCAAGAGAUUCUUUAGAUUAUAAUCAUUACGAACAGCAACAGGAUUGGGAAAAUCCUCCUCCAAAUCCUUACCAGGAAUCUGGGAGCUAUAGUUUAGCACUUGUGAAACAAGACUCUAAGCCUGACUUUUAUGAUCCAGAGGAUGUUGAGCGUAUGGACAUAGUGAACCCUAAAGCACCUAAGUAUGAUUAUAUAGAAGGGAAUAAGUAUGACUACGGUAAACCUCCCGAAAAAUCGUACCGCGAAAUUGUUCAUAAAAAGAAAGAAGAAGAGGAAAAGCUAGAUCAGAUAUUUAUCACACCAAAAGUUCCAUCUAAACCUAAAAGGAAAGCUCCUGCUAAGAAAUCGCAAUCGGCACAACCCCAGCACAUGGGCUACCAACCACCUGAACAAUAUCCCAUGGGCUUCAAACCCUCCUCAGCAGAGGAACUUUGGGCCAACAGGGCUGCAAACCUCUCAAGGAAAAAAGAUUCGGCUCAGUCAAAGAAGGGAAGCGCAGGUAAACCUGUUCAGAGAAGGUGGAAUACAAAUCCCCAAGUGAAACAAGCUUUUAAAUUUGAAGCUCCUGCACCUUUGCCUAAUCAAGGCCAGGGUUACAAACCACCUGUGUAUAGACCGAAUCAGAGUGCGGAGCAAAGUGGAUAUUCCCAAGCUCGAGGUGGAUAUGGCACUCCGACACGCCAGCUUCAACCCCUUGAUAACAAACCUGCACCUCCUGUUUCAACGGAGAUGAUACCAACUGCUGUAAAUCCUUCUUCACCUUUUCGACGGCACAUGGAACUUAAGCCCAUCUCACAAGAAAUUACCACGGAGGACGGCCAAAGAAUCAGUGUGGAUAUUAACCUUCGACUUAUAAGCCCACCUCCUGGUCAGUCUGGAAACACCUCGCCAUCCCAGCAGCAGCUCGCAUUAAUGCCCGUUCCAGAGAAUGGGCCGGGUAUGGACCAGAGGGGAUUUGGAGUACCAUACCAGAUGCAGGAUUCCUAUGAAGGAUAUGGCUAUGCUGAUAUGUACUCAGGUAGAUCAGAAAGGAAUGACGAAAGGAUGCCUUUCGAUGACCCCCAAAAGUCAGACAGGAAACAAGUAACAUUUGGGGACCAAGGUCAGUACAACAACGGGUACAACGGCGAUGGUGGUGGUUACAACAAUGCUCACCUAAGCCAGGAGGAGCUAGCACUUGUUGACCCCUCCGGGUACUCCAAACGAUACCAGCCCGGAUCAGUGAGCUUCAAAGAUGAGGAGGAGUCAAAUACAGACAUGAAAUCCCUUGAAGAGGGAUAUGCAUCCCUUUACCACAAAAUGAAGUCAAAGGAUCCGUCAGACCACCCCUGGUACAAGGUCUACAAUAUGAAUGACUAUAAGAAGAUGCAGAGGGAGGUCAGGCUCAACAGGGGCACACUUGGACCAGAUCUGGAUACAGAGUCCUACAAAGAUAAGAUGGAGAAACGUCACAAGCAGUUUGAGUAUGCUAGGAUGGUGAUGGAGAAGAAUCGAAUGGAGCUAAGCAAGAAGCCUCCAACCAAGUUCCCCAAGCAGCCAGAGAGGCACGGGGAGCAGGGUGUAAAGAGACAGACAGCUCUGGAUUAUGCAAAAAAGAACAUUCCCAAGCCCACAGUUAAACCUCGCCCAAACCAGUACAACUCCUAUGAAGUUGCUGCCCAGUUGGGACCAGGAAGCCCUAAGGGGCGGGUAAACAUGUCAAAAAUGUCCACCCCACAGGGGUCUACUCAAAACAUGGAUGUUAUAGACAUACGAACACUCGAACAGCGUCACAUACAGGAGAGGAAAAAUGCUGACAAAAUACGGCAGAAUAUGGACAGUGUACUUACUCAGAAAGCUCAUUGAAGACAGACUGGAUUUGUUAGAAUAAGAUAUGAAGCAUGUUGACAAAAUUAGACAGAUAUGGACAGAAGCUAACUGUAGAUGAUAUGUUUUAUUUGAAUAUGUGAUUAUGGCUGUGAUAGUUGUAGAUUGUUGUUAAGAAUUGUUUACCCUGAUGAUGUGAAUCAGAAAGUGUUAACAUAUCAGCAAGUUUUUAUUAACUUUACAUUUUGGUAAAAUAUUGUUAUAAUACCAGUAGUAAAGAGAAGUAAUUGUUGCUUAAUUUCUUUUCUUAUAAAGGAAAUACUGUUAUGGUAUGUAAGUUUAUAACUUGAGAUAACAUAAUAUGCAAUUUAGGAAAAAUAUUGAUUUAAUGACUCCUCCCUCUGUGUUGUACAAAAAUGCUUUUAUGUCAAAAAUCGAAUUUUGUAAAUAUCAGCAUUUAUAAUCUAAACCAUUCAUGUUUUACAGACUUCAAAGGGCACAGACCUAUGCAAAAUUUAUCCUAUGAAUAAAUAUGACUAUUGUGGUACAUCCUAUGAUAGCUUGAUCAUUUUAGUGUUAAGAAAUGACUUUUUUAUUAGGCAUGUUUUCAUUUUUAAUGACAUUUUGUUAUACUAAAUACUAAUUUUAGUACCUGGGGUUUUGCUCAUCAUGUAUUUAAACAAAUGUGUUUAUUUUCUUCUACUUAUAGUGCCAAAGUAAGAAACUUGCCUAUUUGGAAAAAAGUAAGGUUUUUGAAAAUGAGCAUUCACUAUAGAAUGAAAAUAAUAAAAAAAAUGUUUAAAAAAAUGCAUAUGGUUAUAAACAUGUUAUCUAAAAUAGAAUUACAUAAAAAAACAUGUUUAAAACUCUUUAUUUUUUUUUUGGUGUAGAAAUCUAUCAUUUUAAACCCCUUUAACCACCAUGGCAAGUGAUGGAAUAUGUUUACUUUUUUAUGUUUCCUUUUAUGUUAUUUAUUUUUCACACAUGUAAGUGAUAUCAUUCAUUUCUUGUGCUUAAUUUCAAUAGCAAUUCUGUGAUAUGUAUUGUUGUAUGUUUAUUUGUCAAUUCUGUUACAAUGUAAAUAUCAUAAUUAUAUAUAGUAUUAGUAUAUUGUUGCUUAUUUAUAGUUUUAGAUGUUAUGUUAUGUUAUAGAUAUUUUAAAGAUUUGUUUUAACAUUGUGGAGUAAUAUUAGUCAGAUAACACACUUUUAUUAUUAUAUUGUAGAUAUAUACAUUCAUAGUAUUAUAUAGUGGUAGUCAUCAAUGUUAAAUGAACGCAUUAUUAUUUACCAUACUGGAAGUUUAACAUGGCAGUUUAUUUCCUCUUUUAUAUGCUGAUUUCAUUUAAUGAGGGUCGUCCAAUAUCAGUGUAUGAAAAAAAAAUUAAAAUGAGUAUUAAGAAUGAUCUUUUUUACAAAGUUAACUUUUUUAUCAAUUAUACCCUUCUGGGGGGACAUAGGUACAGUGGGUACUUUGUUUAGGGACAACCCGCUAUUUUUGGGGCCAGCCCAAUUUUCUUCGAAUACCCAGGUAUAUUGAAGGACAAUCAACUCUUUCUGGGACAACCCAAUGUUUGGGGAAAACCAGCUAUUUUGGAGACAGCCUUUAGACAACUUGCUUAAUCAUCCAACAAAGCAGAUAACCAGUGUUUUGAACUUUCACUGAAGCAUAUUUCUUGUAAAGGAUUCUUGAUAAAGAAAUUCAUUUUCAUUUUUUGUAGCACAUGUAUUUGCAUGUUUCUUAAUGAGGGCAAUGCAUUGUAAUAGACAGUGAAGUCAGAAGAAGUGAAUUUAUACAUUUAUUCACCCCUUAUAACGACAUAGUUUAAAUCAAUUAAUUUAUCACAUUUUUCUGUAAUAUGACAAUUUUGCAUAUAGUUAUAUUUUAAUAUAUUAGAUAUACAUUAUUGUAGAUGAUAAUAUUCAUUUGCUCAUGUGUGUUUGAGACCCCAAGAGGAAGUACAUUGUGUCAUUUCUGUUUCUGAGAAUUCCAUGUUAUAUAAAAAGAAACAUUUAUUGUAUGCUUGUGUAGAUAUAGUUUAGUAUUUCUUAUCAUUUGUAAAUGAUAUUGCAUAUUGCAUUGCGACAAAUACAUAUCUAACAA
Mya arenaria is the source of this 6738-nucleotide messenger RNA. RefSeq lists its product as uncharacterized. Gene Ontology annotation, biological process: axoneme assembly. The coding region runs from base 445 to 4674 and encodes 1409 amino acids. The transcript has 8 exons. The record is from RefSeq and is a predicted model, not a curated record. NCBI's taxonomy places the organism in Eukaryota, Metazoa, Mollusca, Bivalvia, Myida, Myidae.